Cercopithifilaria johnstoni is the source of this 525-nucleotide messenger RNA. The record is from the annotation of a GenBank genome assembly. Lineage: Eukaryota; Metazoa; Nematoda; Chromadorea; Rhabditida; Onchocercidae.
AUGUUUUUUUUCAAUGGACGGUGGCGAAAUAUACAGCAAACAGUAUUAGGACUUGGUACAUGGAGGCAGCAAUUGGUUUAUCAUACGGAGAAUUCUACGUAUUACGAAAUACUCGGUGUUUCGAGAGGCGCAACACAGGCAGAAAUUAAGAGGGCUUAUUAUGAAAGGUCAAAAGAAUUACAUCCAGACAGGAAGAAGCGCUCAAAUAAUCACGAAGUUAAACGGCUAAACGAUGCAUUCAUCGAAUUAACUACAGCGUACGAAGUUUUGAAAAUCCCAGAACAACGGCGGACAUAUGAUAUUUCAUUGGAUAGCAGCAGAACAUUUAUAGAUUGUAGAGAACAGUCAAGCUUCGAUGGACUUUUCACCCAUUCUCAAUACAGGAAAAGAUCAGCGAGCUUGAUAAAAAUGUACUAUGAAUUCUGGGAGAGUUUCGGUGUCUUUGGCGAAUGUCUAAGAUUUACAGUGCAGUCUCUUAUUAUUUCAGCAGUUAUCAUCGGAAUACUAUUUAAUUUUUCAAAUUAA